CUGCGUACGUUUUGACGUCUACCGUUCCCGGAAGUCGAUCGUUCACUCCCGUGGUCCAGAGUAAAAAAAGGUAGCGCAAACAAGUAUACCGUAUUUCUGUAUUUGCAACAUCACAAAUGUCAGUGGGGACCCGUUUAGAGAACGCAAAUCCCUUGAUUUUUCAACGAACAGGCGAGAGACUUCAGACCACAAAGGACGAGGACGAAGAUGUUGCUGAUCCCAUCGACGACAGAGAAAUAUUUGAUCUCAUCAGAUCCAUUAAUGAUCCUGAACACCCACUGUCCCUCGAGGAAUUGAAUGUCGUGGAACAAGUGCGAGUGCGCGUAGAUGACCAAGAGAACACUGUGGGUGUGGAGUUCACCCCCACUAUACCCCACUGCAGCAUGGCAACCCUCAUAGGCCUGUCCAUCAAAGUCAAGCUGCUGCGAUCCCUACCAGAAAGGUUUAAGAUUGAUGUGCACAUCACUCCUGGGACGCAUACCUCAGAAGAUGCAGUCAACAAACAGCUGGCAGACAAAGAGAGAGUGGCCGCUGCACUCGAGAACUCCCAGCUUCUGGAGGUGGUCAACCAGUGUCUGAUAUCCAAUGCAAGGACAAGCUGACCGUCCUGAUGGAUCAAUAGAAAGUUCUCCUUAGUCCAGGAAUAGGCUUAAUGUUUCUCUCCUGACAUAUUAACUGGACUGGAUCUGUUUAUGUUGAGUAAAUGGCAAAUGUAUCUCCUAUGCUGCCAUUGUAUUUUCAUCUAACAGAAAUCCCUUGUAUCAUGUUUGAGUCUGUGUUGUAGGCAGAAAUACUAAACACACACUAGUUAUAUCUUCACUAGAUCUUCAGUUUUGCACUAUAAUAAACAAGUAUUGUAUCCUUUAUUAUACAAGUAAAGCAAUAAAACACAAGGUUAUAUCUUAUUUAAUUGAAAGUAUACCUGAUAUUAAUGGCAUUUGCAAAGAGAACAGAGAAAAUGUUUCUCAAAUCAAAUGACUGGGGAUGCCUUAUUCAUCAGAUGCCUUAUUUUAUAUUUGUCCAAAAUAGUAUAAAAUAUAUGAAAUAGCA
Molecule: messenger RNA, 1050 nt
Organism: Oncorhynchus masou masou (cherry salmon)
Lineage: Eukaryota; Metazoa; Chordata; Actinopteri; Salmoniformes; Salmonidae
Product: cytosolic iron-sulfur assembly component 2B-like
Exons: 5
Coding region: 117-602 (161 amino acids)
Biological process (GO): iron-sulfur cluster assembly
Cellular component (GO): cytosolic [4Fe-4S] assembly targeting complex
Source: RefSeq, a predicted model, not a curated record